GGUGCUGAGACAUAAGUUAUGAAAACUUACGAGCGUCGUAUAGCUUGUCUAGCUGACAGCGAAUAGGACGGACCAGACAAACUUGGGGAGAAGCAUACCUAACCAAGGCGCAAAGAAACAAGGAACACUCUUCGAAUUGCAUAAAUAUCCAGACUAUUUAUUUGGUUCUCAUUGGCUCAAUGUGCUAGGCUUGGCUCAACAGAUGGAGAUGCAUGAGGGCGCUAAUUUACCUUGAAAGAGGAAUUCAUUCAGUGACUGUCAAGAUGCCUGUUAUUAGAACUCUCAGCAAGGUGGCUAAGCAGGCCCUCCUGAACCCAGGAUGUGGCUGUCAGCCAAUCACAGUGGCCGUACGGACCAUCAGCUUCUCGCCCCGCCAGGUCACCUCGGACGCCAGCUUCCAUUCCGUGUCCUUCUCCGAGACGGACCACCCCAAGGUGCUCAUCACAGGCGGCCUUGGACAGUUGGGGGUAGGGCUGGCUAAAAGGUUGAGGAAGCGGUUUGGAAACAAGAAUGUAAUCCUGUCAGAUAUCAGGAAGCCUCCAAGCCACGUUUUCUACAGCGGCCCCUUCAUCUACUCUGACAUCCUGGACUAUAAGAACCUGCGUGAGAUUGUGGUGAACAACCGCAUCACGUGGUUGGUCCAUUACAGUGCCCUGCUCAGCGCCGUGGGAGAGGCCAACGUAUCUCUGGCUCGCGACGUCAACAUCACUGGGCUCCACAACAUCCUGGACAUUGCAGCGGAGCACGGCCUGCGUCUGUUCGUCCCCAGCACCAUCGGAGCCUUUGGGCCCACCUCACCCCGGAACCCGACCCCUGACCUCUGUGUCCAGAGACCCAGGACCAUCUAUGGAGUCUCCAAGGUUCACGCAGAGCUCAUGGGAGAGUACUACCACCACCGCUACGGCCUUGACUUCCGCUGUCUGCGCUACCCAGGAAUCAUAUCUGCUGACUCACAGCCUGGAGGAGGAACGACAGACUACGCGGUAGCCAUAUUCCAUGAUGCUGUCAAAACGGGGAAGUUUGAGUGCAACCUGAAGCCAGACACGCGGCUGCCCAUGAUGUACAUCGAAGACUGUCUGCGUGCCACCGUGGAGAUGAUGGAAGCGCCCGCAGACACCCUCUCCAUGAGGACCUAUAACAUCAACGCCAUGAGCUUUACCCCUGAAGAGCUGGCUCAGGAGGUCCAGAAACAGCUGCCGGACCUGGAGGUCACCUACGACAUUGAUCAAGUCAGACAGGCCAUCGCUGACAGCUGGCCAAUGAACUUUGACGACUCUAACGCGCGGAACGACUGGGGCUGGAAACACGACUACGACCUCCCGGAGCUCGUCCAGACCAUGCUCAACUACAUCGGCUCAGACUCGCGCAUCGCACAGACCAACUGAGGGGCCAGCGGUGACGUGCUUCUCGGUGUCAUGCUGGAUUAGUGUUGUUUCUUUGUACAUACUGUAAAAAAACUUUGUUAUAGAGGAGGGAGACACGUGGUCUAUGAAGAUUUGUUAGAGAGGAGGGAGACACGUGGUCGAAAAAAAGACUGUUGUUAUAGAGGAGGGAGAAACGUGGUCUGGAAAUAGUCACUGUUUUCUCUCUCUCCUCUCUUUGUCUUUCUCUGUCUUUCUCUGUCUGUUUCCGUCUGUCUCAGUCUGUGUGGCAGAACAAGCUACUACAAUGUAAAGGUUGGUCGCUUGAGAAAUAGACGUUUGACUUUCCCCUUCUGGGAAAAGAGGUUAGAACAGAGGGUCUGUGAGAACAUGUUUAGAUGAAACAUCUCAGAGAGGUUGACUUGCACGGCUAUGAAUUGUUCACUCUAUUGUACCAUUGUGACAUUUUCAAGGCAAACAAUCAAAGAAUGUAGCAUUGGUCUUAAGUGCUUGAACACUUCUUCUCUCUGUGGUGAGCUAUGUAAGGCUAUUGUAAAGGGGUUAACGAUUGUAUAAAUGUUUUUGAUAAGAGAAUUCAGGUAUCAGAGGGCCUAAAUGUAUGGCCAUAAUCACAUUAAGUUUUACUAGCAUAUAAGCAUUGUAAUUUGAUGCAGUUUAGAGUAAAGAGAGAAUGAUUGCAACCCUUUUAAAUCUUGUAUUAUUUUUUUUAUCAUUGAACAGUUAUAAUUCUGCGUGUGUGUUUUAAUAUCAAUGUGUGGAAGCACCAGCUCACAUUUUUCUAUUAUUUUAUGUUCUUUCAGCUGGUUUUUUUUUCUCCCACUGAUUUCAUUCUUGUAUGUAUUCUGUCUGCUGGUGAUAACUGACUGGGAAUGAUGUUGAAUCAAUGUGCUCCUUGCACUGCUUGUAUGUAAAGUGUGAAUGUUCCACAAAUGACUCUCAAACGACUCCCUGGAUAGUGUCCACCAUAUUCCUUAAAUAUUCCCUAUACACUAUAAAAGGGAUUUCCCAUUUGGGAUGCAUCCUAUUUGACUGUUUCUGUUAGUUCGUAAGUGACCUGUCAGGGAUGUCCGUUUUCACUCCGUCUGUUUGUCAAAAGGGGUCCAUGUGGUGGUUGUAUGUUUUUCUUUUCGGACGCUAUCGUUGUAAAUGAAUUCAAUGCUUUCUGUGUGUAAGUCUGGAAACAAAUGUGUGUUCUUUCAAUCACAAAUCUGCUUUGCAUUACAGUAUCUCUUUUCUGUAUCCUCUUAAUAUGACAUGUAUUUGUCAGGGACCGUGUUCAACAUGCCAUUGCACCAUCUUUAUAUAGAUAGUUCAUUUUCAUCUGUAGUCCCUGGGCAGAAAACAGUCAACAUUAAAACAUCAAUACAAUCCUACAGUA
Messenger RNA from Oncorhynchus tshawytscha (Chinook salmon), 2760 nucleotides. RefSeq names its product L-threonine 3-dehydrogenase, mitochondrial-like. Gene Ontology annotation, biological process: L-threonine catabolic process. Lineage: Eukaryota; Metazoa; Chordata; Actinopteri; Salmoniformes; Salmonidae. Gene Ontology annotation, molecular function: L-threonine 3-dehydrogenase activity. The coding region runs from base 213 to 1385 and encodes 390 amino acids. The record is from RefSeq and is a predicted model, not a curated record. The transcript has 10 exons.